AUGGAUGUAUGGUUAGCAAAACUUAAAAAUUUAUCUUUUAUAAAUGAAGCAGAUAAACAACUUUCAAUAUGUAUCGAUGCUACUUUAAUUAUUUUUUUAGCCAAUGCUUGCCCAAAUCUUAAAGACAUUCAAUUUAAAUUUUCUUCAAAGGCUCGUCCUGAUAAACCUUGGAAAUUACCUUUGAAUCUUUUAAGUGAUAGAUUGAUUCGUAUCAAUCUAACCACUUAUGAACAUGUAGUUAAUGAUGUUGAUGCUCUUGAUGAUUUUGACAAAGUUGAAAACAUUAAAAAUGAAGUAUCAACUCCUCAGAACUUUGCUCGAAGUAUUGCAAAUUUAUUCACCACUAGUUCUAAACCAAAACAAAUUAAUUUUAAUAAUAAUGAUGUCAAUAAUAAUUUUGAUGCAUUGUGCGAAGCUGUGCUUCCCGAUCCAUCAGAAAUUGCUAUCUUAUUUGGCAAAUAUUGUAAAAAUUUAAGAAAAUUUGAUUUAGAAGCUCUUCAAUGUCCUCCAAUUUCUUAUUCAGCAAUGUCUUUUAUGUUUGAUAAUUGUUUAAAGUUAGAAAAGAUUGAUGCACCUAUUUCUGGUGAGGUAUUAAAUAUAAUUCAUACUUCUAAAUCAUUAAAAUCAAUUUCCUUUAAUGAUAUUGUUCAAGGACAAUCUUUAAAAGCAACUUUUAAAAUGAAUAAUCUUCAAAGUCUUGUUUUUUUGAAGAUUGAUGGUUCUUGUAACCUUUCAUUUCUUGAAAUGUUUCCAAAUCUUCAAUAUAUACAAAUCUGGGAUUUUCCUUCUUUCAACUAUGAAUCUUUUAGGAGAAUUAGUCAAACUUCUAUUAAACAAUUGGACCUUUUAAAACCUUCAAACAUUUCCGAUGAAGUUUUAACAAUAUUCGUUUCGAUGACUAAGUUAAUUAAUUUCACUAUAUGUGAUAGACUGCCAAAUGUUACCCAAGAUGGUUGGUUAUCAUUUGUGAAUCGACCGACUGGAUGUCCAUCAUGGGUUGAUCUUUCAAUAGGUGAUGGUAGAAAAGUUAGUACUGAAUUUUUUGAGAUUUUAAACAAGAAUCAUAAAAAUUUGGAAGCUUUAGUUGUUAGAGGGUUAACUGGUGAAAAUCUGGAUGACUCAGUAAUGCAAAAAUUAAAAUUUAAGGGUGCUUGGAAUCAUUGUAAAAGAAGUUCUCAUUUACAUUUACAUUGGCCUAAACAAGAAAAAAGAACUAAUAUUGUUGAAAUAUGUAGUUAUAAGAGUUAUUAA
Racocetra fulgida is the source of this 1251-nucleotide messenger RNA. The record is from the annotation of a GenBank genome assembly. Lineage: Eukaryota; Fungi; Glomeromycota; Glomeromycetes; Diversisporales; Gigasporaceae.